Symphalangus syndactylus (siamang) is the source of this 628-nucleotide messenger RNA. RefSeq lists its product as uncharacterized. Lineage: Eukaryota; Metazoa; Chordata; Mammalia; Primates; Hylobatidae. The record is from RefSeq and is a predicted model, not a curated record.
AGGGAGGGAGGCAGGCAAGAGAGGCACUUGGCAGGGCAGAAGCCCAGGGAGGGGUAGAGGAGACGUGGGGAUUGGGAAAACAGUACUGGACUUAGUCCCAACCCUCUUUUCUUGCUGCCUGCUGCGGAAGCCUCGGCCUCCCAAGGUGUAGCUCCAAAACCUGACUCGACACCUAUAAAAGAGGGUCCUUUGCCCGCAUCUUAAUCAACCGACUCCGCCCCUGGCCUCACCCCGUAAGAUGACGUUUCGACUCCGCCUCCUCUGGGAGACAUGCAGACCCCACCCCUUCCGGGGGACAGGCAAACCUAGUGCGCGACGGCAUCCCUGUGACGUAAUGGAGACGUUCGGAGCCCAGGACAUGUCGGGAAUGAGGAGAUACGAGGUGGCGCUGGAGGCGGAGGAGGAGAUCUACUGGGGCUGUUUCUACUUUUUCCCCUGGCUUCGCAUGUGGCGGAGGGAGCGGAGCUCGGCGCACCCCGGGGAGCAGAAGCUGGAGCCUCUGCGAGGCCUGAUGAGCUGUCUGUCCAGCGGCCUGGGUCCUGCUCCCCAGCGCUCGGGUCGUGGCCUCCCCCGCCGCAGCCCCACCGCCGCUGCCCAGCCAGCCAGUGCAUUAAAGAUUUAAACCGAA